AUGACCAAAGGCGAUUAUAUCAACAACCAGAAAUCGCUUCGCUUGGGCCCACAAAUCAAACAUAUCAAACCUCCCUCCAAGCCCGAGCAGCCAGCCGACAGGUUCAGACUGUUCUCCGACGCCCCGCCGAGUCUUCUCCAUCGAUGCAAAGGGGCCUGUUCCCUGCUUUCUGACAACCGGCCAAGUCUUAUAGCCUCCCUCCAAGCCCGAGCAGCCCGCCGACAGCCACAAGCACCCCGCCGACUGGUCGACGAGCCUCCCUCCAAGCCCGAGCAGCCCGCCGACACGUUCAGACUGUUCAGACUGUUCUACGACGCCCCACCGAGUCUUGUAGACUGCCUCCAAGCCACAAGCACCCGGCCGACUGGUCCACGAG
Puccinia triticina is the source of this 376-nucleotide messenger RNA. RefSeq lists its product as uncharacterized. The annotation marks the transcript as partial. The transcript is spliced from 6 exons. The record is from RefSeq and is a predicted model, not a curated record. NCBI's taxonomy places the organism in Eukaryota, Fungi, Basidiomycota, Pucciniomycetes, Pucciniales, Pucciniaceae.